AUGCAAUCCGCAUUAUUCAUGUCCGCCAGCAAACCCUCAACUUGCCCUCAAGGAUACGUGCUGCAGAACCAAGUCACUCAUGCCAGGUUUCUUCCAGUAGAAGCAACUCAUUCAUUCACAUAUCCUACUGUGUCCAUGCUGUUGUCUGUUCGUGCAUUGGAAGAACAUUCCUUAGAUCUCGUCUAUGGAUGCCUUUUUGGUUAUGGCCGAGUUUGGGGCACAAUAACCGGUCUGCGUCCUCGUGGAUACCUCCAGCCUUCGCAUAGCAGGAGGACGAUACUAGACAAGUUGCUCCAUGUUCUGUCAAGCAGAGGUUACGAUAGAGGACUUUUUGAAGAUGCUUGGAUGAUGACCAUGCCCAGUUUCUUUGGAUUCGAGGGUAUUAACCCCCUCACUGUGUAUUUCUGCUAUAAGCGGUCUGCUGAACUGUGGGUCGUGGUCCUCGAGGUUCAUAAUACAUUCGGAGAAAGCCACGUCUACUUGUUAGAAAUUGGAAAGGAUGAAGAGACAACACCAACCAAAGGUUUCGACCACGAGUGGAAAGCUAUUCCUCGAAUGUUCCACGUAUCACCAUUUAAUGACCGAUCCGGUCAUUAUACGGUGUCCAUCAAGUCACCCUCGCAUCCACCUUGCUCCAGUAUCUCGCACCCGAAAAACAGCCCUCCUCGUCCCUGCGUGCGCAUCCAUUUCCAUGCAGCCUUGGAACCUGCACCAGACACAGAUCAAGAUCAAGGCCAUUCGCUAGAGAGCUGCGGGCCUCUCAAACUCACAGCUCUUCUCCGCCCGACAUCCUCUUCUCCGCUGACAACACCGAACCUUCUGAGGACGCUCUGUAGCAUGCCUUUCACUCUAUUGCUUUCUAUGCCACGCAUCUUAUACCAAGCAUAUAUUCUUCAUUACCGUAAACGUCUGGACGUAUUUAUACGACCAGAACCAUACCCUGUGAACAGGACAUCAGUCUCAGGUGAUGAUAUACCCUUAGAAGGUGGUAUGAAAUGGCAGGAUGAGGGACUGCUCGAGGUAUACGCUAAGAAACGAGUCUGCAGCUACUUGGGGCGUCGAGCGGAUGAAACAUCUAUCACCAUCACUCUGGUGUCAGCGAACCCAUCAAUUCUACCAGUGGUUUUGGCUCCGAGUUUCCAAAAAAACAACUCCGAAGCAUGUGGCCUAUGUCGUCAUAUCACCAUCCACUUCCUUUCUUCGCGUUUUUACACCAUUUGCUUGAUGUCACCUUCUGCAAAACAUGCUCUUCUGCUAGGAAAUAAAUCAGAACAUCUGUUCAUGACUUCUUCAGCGGAGUUAUUUGAAGAACUCUUUUCCUCUCAUCUCGUAAGAGGUUUGACCGUAAGCCACAUACAACCACUCUCCAGACUUCUCCGGCUAUCCCAGCACGUGCGCACACAGCCAUUACCUCCUGUCCUUACUUCUCCAGGCCUUUCCUUCUCAGCUGUUCACCCGAUAGACGCCCAUUUGACCUCAAGUUAUAGCCGGUGUGUGAACCUUGCUGUCAUCUGCGCAAACCUUGCGCUGGAGUAUCUUGAAAUGAGGUUAUACCAGGUUGUACGUGCCAGAAUCGUACGAGGGAACGAGCCUUGGCUGAAAUGGGAGAGGGCACGACGCGUCUUUGUCGAAGGUAGAAUUUCAACCACAGAAGAUUCUGCUGCCUGUGACAGUAUUCCGAGGACAAUGUAA
Molecule: messenger RNA, 1692 nt
Organism: Serpula lacrymans var. lacrymans S7.9
Lineage: Eukaryota; Fungi; Basidiomycota; Agaricomycetes; Boletales; Serpulaceae
Exons: 4
Coding region: 1-1692 (563 amino acids)
Source: RefSeq, a predicted model, not a curated record